Messenger RNA from Caenorhabditis elegans, 861 nucleotides. It is a transcript of the gene Y66D12A.10, whose product is annotated as MITD1 C-terminal phospholipase D-like domain-containing protein. Lineage: Eukaryota; Metazoa; Nematoda; Chromadorea; Rhabditida; Rhabditidae. The record is from RefSeq and is marked reviewed.
UUCCGUCACUUUUCCCCCAAUUUUCAUAUCACAGAGACAUGUCAAAGUCAGAAAAAGAAUUAUUGAAAAAAGCGGGACCAAUUCUGUGUGACGCAGUCAACGAUGAAAAAUCGGGAAAAGUGUCUCGAGCGCUUCUCCGCUACAAGAACGGAAUCGAAUUGAUUGCUGAAGCGAUGCGCACGAUGCCGUUGGAAAGCGCGGAUCGGAGGAAAAUUAUGGCGAACUUUACGGACUACGUGAGAAAAGUGGCCGAUUUGGAGUAUCUUAAUAAAACAGAGACAACCGUAGAACAACGAAAAAUCGCCGCCAACUCUACAGGACACUCGUACGCCCGAAUAUUCGGGAAAUGCUGUGACGAUCGGCUCCGAAUGGUUCACGUUCAGGACGCCUACAUCAGUGCUCACCAUCAACUCGUGAAUUUCGUGCGAUUCUGCGAGCUUGUCGUUCCGUUGUCGGUGAAUUUGCUCGUUAUAACGCUGAGAACUGGCGAAGAGGCACGGAAGAAUCAGGCAGAGUUCGAGGAACUCUCAAAAAGCCUUGCGAAGCGCGGAGUGAUGUUCAACGUCGAGUUCAGCACGACAAUUCAUGAUCGGGAAAUUAUAUUCGACAACGGUUGGGUGGUGAAAAGUGGCCGCGGGCUCGACUAUUUCAAAGCUUCCGAUGGGAAAUAUGUGCUCGGCGCCAACGAUAUGGAUCAGCGGCCGUGCCACGAGACUAUUAUCAAUAUUUUGAAGCGGAAAACUUGAUUUUUCGUGUAUUUUUUCAAUGUUUUCUGUGAAUUAUCACACUUUUCCGGUUGUAAAUAGUAAUUUAUCUCGAUUUUUUCACCAAUUUGCCAGAAAAAAUGCCAUUUUUCCAAUU